Molecule: messenger RNA, 783 nt
Organism: Plasmodium vinckei vinckei
Lineage: Eukaryota; Apicomplexa; Aconoidasida; Haemosporida; Plasmodiidae
Product: CDK-activating kinase assembly factor, putative
Exons: 1
Coding region: 1-783 (260 amino acids)
Biological process (GO): regulation of transcription by RNA polymerase II; regulation of cyclin-dependent protein serine/threonine kinase activity; DNA repair
Cellular component (GO): transcription factor TFIIH holo complex
Molecular function (GO): metal ion binding
Source: RefSeq, a predicted model, not a curated record
AUGGAUGAAUAUAAGUGUUCCUUAUGUUUAGAUGACAUAUAUAUAAAUACUGAAAAGAAACUAUUUUUAUUUGACAUAUGUAAACAUAAAAUAUGUGGAGAAUGUUUGGAAAAUCAUUUGAAUAAGCACAAUAAGGAGCAUUGUCCACGUUGUAAAAUUGCAAUAACAAAAAAAAAUGUAGUUCCAUUUGAUAUAGAAGAAAGAAUAUAUUCAAACCAAAAAAAUAUAAGAAGUAAAUUAACUGAAAUAUUUAAUAAAAAAAGACAUAAUUUUCAAAAUACCCCCUUAUAUAAUAAUUAUUUAGAAAAGAUUGAAGAUAUAAUUUUUAUGCUAACAAAUGAAUGUGAUGAAAAAAAACGGAAAAUUAUCGAAGCAUAUAUUAAAAAAUAUGAAAAGGAAAAUAUAAAAUUAAUAGAAGAAAAUAAUUCUCUUAUAUAUGAAAAUGAAAAAAAAAAAAUUCAUGGAAUUGUUAAGGAAGAAGGAAACCUAUAUGAAAUAAUUAAACAAAGACCUAUUGUAAAUAAAUUAAAUAAUGAAACAUAUGUCCAUUCAUUAGUUAAAGAAAACCCUAAAUUAUUUACUGAAGUUAAAGUAACUAGUAUUUCUGAGUCACAGCCACAACCAUUAAAUCCUGCUAUCAGGAAUGAUACGGAUAUACCUGUACGUAGAUUUACUUCAGAAGAGGAAAUUAAACAAUCUGACUAUUCAGGAGGAUAUGAUAUUUCUAUUGUUUUUAAGAGAUGUGAUCAGGAAUUUAAUUCUACCAUAUAUCUCAAUAUAUAG